Messenger RNA from Sceloporus undulatus (fence lizard), 3412 nucleotides. RefSeq names its product WD repeat and HMG-box DNA binding protein 1 (gene WDHD1). Gene Ontology annotation, biological process: mitotic cell cycle; DNA-templated DNA replication; DNA repair. NCBI's taxonomy places the organism in Eukaryota, Metazoa, Chordata, Lepidosauria, Squamata, Phrynosomatidae. Gene Ontology annotation, molecular function: chromatin binding; protein binding. Gene Ontology annotation, cellular component: nuclear replication fork. The record is from RefSeq and is a predicted model, not a curated record.
AAAAUGCGACCCUGAACAUAGAAAGAAAAUGCCUUCGUCACAAAAACCAAUGCGAUAUGGUCACACAGAAGGACACACCGAUGUCUGCUUUGAUGACACUGGGAGCUGCAUUGUAACCUGUGGUAGUGAUGGAGAUGUCAGGAUUUGGGAAAGCCUAGAUGAUGAUGAUCCCAAGUCAAUUAAUGUGGGAGAAAAGGCCUACUCAUUUGCUCUCAAGAAUGGAAGACUGAUUACAGCAGUGUCUAACAACACUGUUCAGAUCCAUACAUUCCCAGAAGGUGUUCCAGAUGGUAUUUUGACACGCUUCACCAUGAAUGCCAAUCAUGUGGUUUUCAAUGCCGAUGGAAGUAAAGUAGCUGCUGGAUCCAGUGACUUUGUGGUGAAGAUAGUGGAGAUAGCUGACAGCAGCCAGCAGAAGACAUUUCGAGGACAUGAUGCCCCUGUUUUAAGUGUGUCAUUUGAUCCAAAGGACACUUUUCUGGCUUCAGCAAGUUGUGAUGGAUCUGUCCGAGUGUGGAAAAUUUCAGAACAGACUUGUGAAACAAGUUGGCCAUUGCUGAAGAAGUGUAAUGAUGUGGUAAAUGCAAAAUCAAUAUGUAGACUCUCCUGGCAACCAGAGACAGGAAAGCUACUAGCCAUUCCAGUAGAGAAAGUCAUUAAACUGUACAGAAGAGAAACCUGGCAUCAUCAGCUGGAUCUGACAGAUGAUUUCAUUACACAGACCCUCAAUGUUGUGGCUUGGUCUCCAUGUGGACAGUAUGUGGCAGGUGGAAGUGUUGAUGGCCGUAUUGUGAUUUGGAACAUGGACACCCAAGAGUGUCUGGAGAGGGUGAAACAUGAAAAAGGUUAUACCAUCUGUGGUCUGGCAUGGCACCCAAAGGGAGGUCAGAUUGCCUAUACAGACAUGGAAGGAAAUCUGGGACUGAUUGAAAAUGUCUGUGAUGUGCAAAAAAAGAAAUCAAACCAUACGGCAUCAACUCCUGCUACCAAAGACUAUGAUGAUCUUUUUGAUGAGGAUGAUAAUGAGGACUUUCUGAAUGGAGAUUUGACUGGGGAUGACUGGGGUUCAAAAGCAGUAAGAAAUGAUGAAGAUGAAGAUGAUGACCUUAUGAUGGCAUCAGGACGACCCAGAAACAAAGGAGCUGUAAUAGAAGAUGAUGAGAACUCCUUAGAUGGUGGAUUGUCGAAAGCUAAUUCUGCCCUUGAUAAAGAGGAUGAUGAAGAAAGCCUUGCUCCAAUCCAGCCACUCUCAUCAACCCAAAGACCUUUCUAUGAUGGGCCAGUGCCAACUCCUCGGCAAAAGCCAUUCCAGGCCAGUUCCACCCCAGUGCAUCUCACUCAUCGCUUCAUGGUUUGGAACUCUGUCGGUAUUAUUCGCUGCUAUAAUGAUGAGCAAGACAAUGCUAUUGAUAUUGAAUUCCAUGACACUGCGAUUCAUCAUGCAAUGCACUUGCCAAACUCUUUAAAUCAUACAAUGGCUGACCUUUCCAACGAAGCUAUUUUACUAGCCUGUGAGAGCACAGAGGAACUAGCAAGCAAAUUUCACUGCAUCCAUUUUAACUCCUGGGAUUCCAACAAAGAAUGGACUGUUGACAUGCUGCAAGAUGAGGAAGUUGAAGCCAUUUGUCUGGGCCAUGGUUGGGCUGCCUGUGCCACUAGCACUCUUCUCCUUCGUGUGUUCACCAUUGGGGGAGUCCAGAAAGAGAUUUUCAGCCUCCCUGGUCCUGUGGUAUCAAUGGCAGGUCAUGGAGAGCAACUGCUGGUGAUUUUUCAUAAAGGUACUGGCUUUGAAGGGGAUCAGAAUCUUGGAGUACAGCUGAUUCAACUUGGAAAAAGAAAGAGACAGAUUUUAUGUGGUGACCCACUUCCCCUCUCUAGGAAAUCUUACCUAACAUGGGUAGGAUUUUCAGCAGAAGGCACCCCUUGUUAUGUGGAUUCAGAGGGCAUUGUACGCAUGCUGAACAGAGGGCUUGAUAAUACUUGGACUCCAGUCUGUGACAUGAGGGAGCACUGCAAAGGAAAGUCAGAUCACUACUGGGUUGUUGGCAUUCAUGAAAACCCUCAACAACUCAGGUGCAUUCCUUGUAAAGGAGCCCGUUUCCCCCCAACCCUUCCUCGUCCUGCAGUAGCUGUGCUGCCAUUUAAGCUUCCUUUUUGUCAGACUGCGACAGAUAAGGGACAAAUGGAGGAGCAGUUCUGGCGCUCUGUCUUAUUUCACAAUUACCUGGAUUAUUUAUCACAAAAUGGAUAUGAGCAUGAUGAAAGUGUCAAAGGCCAUGCAGUCCAAGAACAGCAAAAUCUCUUGAUGAAAAUGUUUGCACUUUCCUGCACACUAGAACGUGAAUUUCGCUGUAUGGAGCUCGCUGAGCUCAUGACGCAAAAUGCCACCAGCUUAGCUAUCAAGUAUGCCUCACGCUCUCGGAGAUUGGUUCUUGCCCAGAGGCUCAGUGACCUGGCAGCAGAAAGAGCAGCAGAGUUGGCAGCUGCUGAAGAGUCUGGCGAAGAUGAGAAGGAGCAGCAGCAGCAGCAGCAGCAGCAGGAUUUCAGAAACCAUUUAAAUGCUGGUUACAGUAACACCCCCACAGAAUGGAGUCAGGCUUGUGUCAGAAAUCUUCAGCGCCAGGAAAGUGUGGAGAAGAAUGAGGAAGCUGCAGACCAGGCUGAGGAGGACACACCUGAUGUGACAAAACCUAGAUCUCCCAUGCUCCAUGAGAGUGCGUCUACUCCCAAAUCUGCGGUAACUGGAGCUAGCAACCAAGGGCGAAUCAAUCCUUUUAAAGUUUCCAGUAGCCAAAAGGAUCCACUGGGUCACUCAGUUAACAUUUUAGACAACAUGACCAAACUGUCUAAGAGAAAUACCACACCAACUGGUCGAGCUGCUUCAAGCAAAGAGAAAGGUCCAGUUAUAAAACCGUUGAUGCCCAAGCCCAAGUUAAAGCAGGCUGCAGCAGCUGCAUUUUUCCAACCCCGAACACCUAGGACUGAAAAAAAACCUGAGGAAGAGAAAGGAGAGAAAAAUGGAACAACAGAGCCUGAACCCCAAACUAAAACUGAGGCUAAUGAUAGUAAAAGGCCUAAGACUGGAUUUCAGAUGUGGCUUGAAGAAAACAGAAGCUGUAUUUUGACAGAUAAUCCUCAUUUUGAGGAAACAGAGAUAAUAAAAGAAGGCAUGAGCCGGUUCAGAGCUUUGACUGCUGAAGAAAGGAUGACUUGGACUGAGAAAGCCAAGGAAAAAGAAGCCAGUGAUCCAGUUGAAGUUAAAAAACGGGAGCGCCCAGAAGGUGUUAAUGGUGAUGGGCAAGAAGAUGAAGUACAAAAAAUCAAACCAGGACUCAAGUCAGAUAAAAAAUCUAAAUCCUUUGAGCAUAGUACCAUUGCAAAGUUAUCGGUGUUUGCAUACAAGGCAAGCUAA